This is a messenger RNA of Phymastichus coffea, 3964 nucleotides long. RefSeq names its product kinesin-like protein Klp61F (gene Klp61F). Gene Ontology annotation, biological process: microtubule-based movement; mitotic spindle assembly. Gene Ontology annotation, molecular function: plus-end-directed microtubule motor activity; microtubule binding; ATP binding. The record is from RefSeq and is a predicted model, not a curated record. Bases 164 to 3463 code for a protein of 1099 amino acids. NCBI's taxonomy places the organism in Eukaryota, Metazoa, Arthropoda, Insecta, Hymenoptera, Eulophidae. The transcript has 16 exons. Gene Ontology annotation, cellular component: spindle microtubule; nucleus.
ACUCUCAACUCUGAAAAGUCGUCGUUAGAAAGAAAAGACGCAGACCGGCAGGAAAAAAGCUGCAAGUGAAUCGGAGUUUUCGCGAGUGCUUGGGAGAAAAUCGCUGCUUUUAGCAAUCAUAAUUUGGCUAUUGUUGUCUGUUGAGCACUCUUAAUCAGCCAAAAUGAACGACACACGCGGCAAGAAAGAUAAAAAUCAGCACAUACAAGUCUUUGUGCGCGUGAGACCAAUCAACAGUGCUGAAAAGUCAAGCAAAUCACCAGUAGUUGUUGAUGUAGCUUCAAAUAAGGAAAUUGUUGUUCGUGAAAGACCACAAGACAAACUUACAAAAAAAUUUACAUUUGAUAAAGUUUUUGGGCCAGUUUCCAAGCAGCUUGAUGUUUAUAAUGCAGUUGUGAGCCCUCUUCUAGAAGAAGUUUUGGCUGGCUAUAACUGUACUGUGUUUGCUUAUGGGCAAACAGGUACAGGAAAGACUUUUACUAUGGAAGGAGCUUGCAAUGAUCCUUCUUUGCAUUGGCAGGCGGAAUCUAAUGCUGGAAUAAUACCAAGAGCAUUGAGCCAUUUAUUUGAUGAAUUGAGGAUAUUAGGUGCCCAAGAAUAUACUGUUAGAGUGAGUUUCUUAGAGUUGUACAAUGAAGAACUUUUUGAUCUUUUGUCUCCAAAUGAUGAUGCAUCAAAGAUCAGAAUUUUUGAGGAUACAGCUAAAAAAGGUGCAAUCAUUAUCCAUGGCUUAGAAGAAGUCACUGUUCAUAACAAAGCUGAAGUUUAUAAAAUACUAGAAAAAGGUUCAGAAAAGCGUCAAACAGCAGCUACUAUGAUGAAUGCACAUUCAAGUCGAUCACAUACCGUAUUCUCUAUCACAGUGCAUAUAAAAGAAAAUACUGUAGAUGGUGAGGAACUUCUUAAAACAGGUAAACUCAAUCUGGUUGAUUUAGCUGGUAGCGAAAAUGUCGGAAGAUCAGGUGCUGUUGACAGACGAGCUCGGGAAGCUGGUAACAUUAAUCAGUCCUUGUUAACUCUUGGUAGAGUUAUCACGGCUUUAGUAGAGCGAGCGCCUCAUAUUCCAUAUCGUGAAUCAAAAUUGACAAGAUUACUUCAAGAGUCGCUAGGUGGACGGACUAAAACUUCUAUUAUAGCAACUAUUUCUCCCGCAAACAUGAAUAUUGAAGAAACACUAUCCACACUAGAUUAUGCUCAUCGAGCUAAAAAUAUUACCAACAGGCCAGAAAUUAAUCAGAAGUUGUCUAAGAAAGCUCUGCUUAAAGAAUAUACUGAAGAGAUAGAGAGACUGCGGCGUGAUUUGGCUGCGACAAGAGAGCGUAAUGGAGUUUACUUAGCUCAAGAAAAUUACGCUGAAAUGCAAUCAACCAUUGAAGUACAAUCUAAAGAAAUAGAAGAAAAAAUAAAUCACAUUAAAACAGUGGAAGAGAUGCGGGAUAAGGCAGAAAAAGACUUUAUGGAUCUUCAAAUGGAAUGUGAAGCAACAAAAAUUGCUCUGCAGCAAACAAAGGAAACAUUAGAAUCCACUAAAAAUGAUUUGAUAACAACAAAGAAUAUUUUAACUGAAACAGUUUUUGAUAGGGAUCUACAGAAACAUUUAGUGGAAAAACAUACAACCACAGAAAAAGUUCUUUUGAAUCAGGCUCAAACUCUUCUAACUGUUGCAGAAACAGCCACAACAGAUACUCAUAAGUUACACGAUAAAAUUAGUCGUAAACAAAAAGUGGAAGAUGAGAAUGAGACUCUUGGUCAUCUGUUUAGACACGAAAUGUUGAAAACAUUCCAACAUAUGGUCGAGGAUGUGAAGAAUCAUACGAAUGAAUUGUCUAAUUUUUUUAAUUCUUUCAAAGAUCAAAUGAACAGUGUUGCGGCAUAUCAGUGUCAAGAAAUUGAGAAAUCAAUUGAACUUAUUUCUCACGAUCUUGUACAAAAAGAAAUUGCAGUAUCAGACAAGUUAGUAAAAUGUGCUAAAAGCAACUAUGAUAAAUAUCACGCAUGGAUGCUUUCGCACGUAGAAGAAGCAACCAAAAUGACACAAAAUGAACGCGCAGUACUUGAAAGCAUUUUGGCAAAAAUAGCUCCUAAAAUUCGUGAACUAGUUGAAAACGAAAUAUCGGAAAACUUAAAAGCAUUACACAAAGAAACUUCAUUAAAAUUAAUUGAUCUUACUAAUAUGACCAAUAAGUCCAUGAAUGAAUUGUAUAAUAGUUUAUUAGCUGAUAGGGAUAACUUGACGAAACAAAUUGAGGAAAUCAAGAAAACUGUCCAAAUUGCGCUUGAAAAACAGAAUAAAAUAACCCAAAACGAGCAAUCAUUUUCUAAGGUGUUUGCUGACUUGAAAUUACAAUUUGAAAAUACUUGGAAACAAUAUAAAGAUUUUACAGCGGAAAGUCAGCAGAGUCGCUCUAUCACUUGUAGCAAAUUAAAUGAACUGGACGUUAUAAGUAAUGGUAUUAAUGAAAGAAAUAUUAUCAGUUUUGACAAUAAUGUUAAACAAGAAAAGAAAAUUGAAAAACAAAUUGAAAACCACGUUGAAAUCAUCAAACAAGAUAUUUCAUCAGCGUUGGAAAAGAACUGGAAUAUUGCUGAUAAUGCAGUUACUAAGAGCACGGAUGUGAUAAAUCAAUUAGGAUCCGAUUUGAAUGAGCGCCGUUGUGCUCUUGUGUGUUAUCAUAAUUUGAUUGAAACUAGUGCCACGUAUCUAGAGCAACAAACAGAACAAGAAAAAGAAACAAUACUGUCUGCGGCUCAAGAUUAUCAUAGAAUGAUAAAUGAGACAAAUACAGCUCACAUGCAUUUUAUGGAAGAACAAAAGAUUUACAAUCAAAAAAAUUACAGUGAUAUGAAUAACAAACUAGAGAAUAAAACUACAGAAUCAAUGGAUUGGAAAAAGAAAAUGACGUCACAAGUAAAUGGUACUCAUGAAAAAAUUGAAAGGUUCAUUUUGGAAGAAUUACGGCGUGAUGUUGCAACAGGAACAACACCUGCCAGAAGAGAAUUCAAUUAUCCUCGUCGCCUUAUUGCCACGUCUCCGCAUGAACGUAUAAUUAAAAGAUUUCGUGAGACUCAGCAACUAGUUGAAUCUUCAGAAGAUGAAGAUAAUAGUACUAUUAUUGACAUAUUGUCUCCCAACUCGGAUAGUCGAAAUAGUGGUAAUUUAUCAUCUCCGAUGCCGACGAGGAUAAAGCGUAUAACAUCCACACCAAACAGUGUAUCAAAAUUACGUGUUCCCGUAAUUAAUUAUAAUAAUUAUAGUCUGAUCAAAUCCGCUUCAACUUCAGAUAUCCCUGUUGCUACAAAAGUUCCUCUUGAUUCAACAACCAUGUCUGAAUCAGAGGUCAUGAAGGAGCAGGAUAAUAAGGAAAAUGGAAUAGAUGCGUUUCUAAAACCCGAUAAGGUAAAACCUAAACGAUUGUCAAAGACUAAAAGUAGUAACAAAAAAGUUCUUGGUUCUGUCAAUUGAAAGGUUAUAACAUUUUGAGAAUCUACGUUCUCUAAUGCCCUUUGCAGUCAUGACUAUCUGAUUUUUUAUAUGUACAGUUUUAUAAAAUGAGUAGAUUACCUUUUUUUUUAUAAAUUUAUAAGCAUUUAAGAAUGUCACAAAACAUACAUGGUAAAUAUGUUGUUAAGACAUAUUAUUAUAGGUUUUACGAUUAGAUUUUCAGGUGAAGAGCUUAAUUUCAAAUGUAUUACUUGGACAUUGUUGACAAACGUGAAAGAAUAGAAUUUUUCUCGUGUUUAUUAAGAAUUAUAUGCAAGUUCAUUUAAAUAGAAUGUUUGGAAUCGUUUUAAAGUUUUUUUCUAUAUUGAAGAAAUGUAUAUAUAUGUAUGCAUCGGAGAUUUUACUUCAAUUAAAGUGUCGUGUUUUAUUCUGUAGCAUGAAUAUUAUUGUUCUCUAAUUUUUAUUAAAUGAAAUAUUAUACUAUGAAUAAUACCGAAUAUUAUAUGCACUCUUGUAAGUGUU